Molecule: messenger RNA, 786 nt
Organism: Talaromyces rugulosus
Lineage: Eukaryota; Fungi; Ascomycota; Eurotiomycetes; Eurotiales; Trichocomaceae
Exons: 6
Coding region: 1-786 (261 amino acids)
Biological process (GO): FAD biosynthetic process
Molecular function (GO): FMN adenylyltransferase activity
Source: RefSeq, a predicted model, not a curated record
AUGUCUCCCCGCUCCUUGCUUGACGUCUCCCUCGCGCUGAGGGACAAGAUCGAUACCUUUCUCGCCCACGAGGCCGACUCGCCGAUCCUCCGCCGUGUCCAGGCCCAGCUGCGCAUCUCCAUUGCCGUUGUCGACGAAGCGCUGGCCAAGUACCGACCCGAAGAAAUUGCGCUCUCUUAUAAUGGCGGAAAGGACUGUCUUGUCCUCUUGGUUGUGAUUCUCGCUCGAUACGCCGUCUCAUCUGCCGCAAACCCUAACAAUAGCACUGCCACUUCGAACGGCACCGUCAAGUCAUCGCAUACCCCCGAAAAAUUGCAAUCCGUAUAUAUCGUUCCCCCGCACCCAUUUCCCGAAGUUGAUGAGUUUGUCGCCUCGUCGGGCGCAGAAUACCACCUCGACAUAGACCGAUAUAGUUUGCCCAUGAAAGAAGGGUUGGAAGCAUAUUUGGCCGAUAGACCGAGCGUCAAAGCCGUGUUUGUUGGCACGCGAAGAACAGAUCCACAUGGGGAGAAGCUGUCGCAUUUUGAUCCCACGGAUGCUGGAUGGCCGGCGUUUAUGCGGAUACACCCGGUGAUUGACUGGCAUUAUGCGGAAAUCUGGGCUUUUAUUCGACACUUGCAAAUCCCGUACUGUCCUUUAUACGACCAGGGCUAUACAAGUCUCGGCGGAAUACGCGAUACUCACCCCAAUCCUCAACUCAAGACACAAGGCGAGAACGGAAAGGAAUUUCGGCCGGCCUACGAGCUAACGGAAGACGACGAAGAACGGCUCGGUCGAGACAGGUGA